CAGUGUUCUGAUCUCUACUUCUUACACUAAACUCAUCUUGCUUCUAUUUAUCUCUUUAAUUAGUACGUACGUAGUUCAGUUUAUACUUCCCUUGGGUGUUCAAAUGGCUACUGUUGGGGUUGUAUCAGCAAAGACAGCCCUCCCAGAGGACACGGCUCACGAGGAAUCGCUACUCAAGGCUCAGGAGAUCACUACCAGUGUCAAAGAAGAUGUGGUGACUGCACCACUUGCACCUGAGUCCACCCCAAAGGAGCCGAAGGGAGCAGAAGAGACCGUGGCCGUAUCUGAACCAACCGAGGCAGUAUCUGAGGCAGUCGUGGCUCCAGAACCUGAAGCCCCAGCCGACAGUGAGACAAAGGAGGUUGCAGAAGAGACCAAGGUUGUGAUUGAGAAGCCAACAGUUGCGAAGACCGAAGAGGAGACCCCAAAGGAAACACCAGAGUCUGUUGCUGAGGAGAACAAAGAAGCAAGUGAUUCUGGUGAGGCUCUAGCACCGGGACCAAAACCAGAAACAUAAGCUGAAGUU
Juglans microcarpa x Juglans regia is the source of this 526-nucleotide messenger RNA. RefSeq names its product major latex allergen Hev b 5-like. The record is from RefSeq and is a predicted model, not a curated record. The transcript has 2 exons. NCBI's taxonomy places the organism in Eukaryota, Viridiplantae, Streptophyta, Magnoliopsida, Fagales, Juglandaceae. The coding region runs from base 104 to 517 and encodes 137 amino acids.